Molecule: messenger RNA, 1869 nt
Organism: Dendroctonus ponderosae (mountain pine beetle)
Lineage: Eukaryota; Metazoa; Arthropoda; Insecta; Coleoptera; Curculionidae
Exons: 3
Coding region: 372-1166 (264 amino acids)
Source: RefSeq, a predicted model, not a curated record
GCUGCAUCUUAAUUAGCAAAAACAAACAUUGAUGAAAACGAUUAGAUAGCACAACGGAUUAUUUAUUCUAUUAUCUAAUAAAUAGUCCGGGUCUUAGUUCAGGUCUUGAGUUGUAAAGCUGUAGCCGGAUAGAGCCUUGAAGUGCGCCCUUUUUUAUACUAAACAUAAUUUUUGGAAUGUUUCAGGUUUUGACGCAAAACGCAAAAGUUCUAAAUUACCGCGGGUCUAGAAAACCGCUCUUAUUAUGUGACUCAUAUUUAGAGAACACGUUGAGCAGAAAAGAUCUAUUUAUCAAUGUCGAUUAGACCUUUAAAUUGCUCUCUUUUUCGCAUCAAAGCUCAUUUUAGGAAUGAAUUUAGUUUUCACGAAAAAUGCAAAUAUUUCAACAGCAGUUUGCGAUGAAUGGCCAAAAACCGACCGAAGAUGCCCAGAAGGUGCUGGACUUCUUCACAGAUCUCAUAGAAACCUCGAAAACCCACUUGAAGUAUUAUUUAGCCGAAGAUAUAGUUCUCGAUUGGUUUGGUCAGACCAUUAGGGGCCAGAAAAAAGUGGCAUCCUUCAUUAAAACCAAGGUGAAUCCGAUCAGGCAUCUAUUCAAGGAAGCCAAGUCGACUAGCAAGAUCGGGUUCAGGGAUACGCAUCUGGUUAAGGCGCCCAAAUCGGCGCGAAGGAUUUUGCGUUCAAGCUUCUUAAGCCCCCCCAGGCCCACGCUAAUGAACACUCCGGUAAAGCAACUGCAGCCUUCCACAAGUGCCCGACGCUUAAUUGGAAAACUCAACUUCGAUAGCAAUGGUAGUAGCAAAAGCAAAAGCGUAGGAUCCCCUUCGCCUCCAAUGAAUAACAUUUUAGAAUCACCGCGAAAGCGUCAAAAAUUGUCUUCGACCCAGCUAGACACUAGCGAUAUCGACAUUUUGGAACCUGAAAGUGAUAGUUCAGAUGUUAAAGUGCAGUAUUUGACUGCAGAAGGACAUGUGGAGUUCCACAGGCCCAGCUCGAAGAAGAUAAUGAAGGAAACCAAGUGGCAGAGGCCCUGUAAAAUUUACAUAGCUUAUGAUAGCGGUAAAGACGUAAAGGACAGUAAUUUUUAUCUGAUUAUCUACGAAGGAAAUGUGAAGUGUCGAAGGAACUUAAUGAAGAGCUUUGAUGCCGAAGAACCAGACAAUUGAGUGAAUCCAUUGCUGGCGAUCGAAACAUCACUUUUAGGUGUUUGAGAAAUUGCUCACAUUGGGUUUUAAUGCGAAUCAAAUAUUUCCCGUUUUUAAGCGCUGUUUCAGUUCAAUAUUCGAAUUGCUGGUUAAUUUUUUUAAAGUCGAACAGAAAAUAUCUUGCGUUAUUCUAUUGUUACUUAAUAGUUUCUGUUGGACAAACGAGUGCAAAUAAUUUGAAAAAAAAUACUGACAUGUGAAUAUAUGAAAGCUUUUAUUUAAAUGUUGUUCCUUAUUUUCUCGAUGCUGGUUAACCCAACAAAUAUUUCCCAUACAAUUUCUAUUUGAAAACCUAUCGAAUUGGAUUCGGAUCGGUAAUUUUCUAGAAAUGUUCCGCUAGUGUUUUGGUCGCCAAUUUAGCAAACUCCUUGUGCUGGAUAAAAAUGAAUUUGAAUUAUUUAAAAAUGUUGGAAAGUUAACAAAAAUAUGUUUGUUGCUAUUGACUUGGUCAUUGUUAACAAUCAAUUUUAAGUUGCGCGUAUUGAUGGUGAAUAUUCAAGAGCGCAACACACUCACGUUUUUUUAUAUAAACUUGUUAUUUGUUUAUUUAGCAUUAAUGCGUAUUAUUUUAAGCAAUUUACGAUAAAUCACCUGUUGUAAAUAUUACAUUGUUAAAUAUGGUAUUUUUGUAUUGAAAAUAAAUAGUCUACUUACUGGCGAUAAA